AAAGCACGAAGCAAGAAGCAAGCGUCCAGGUCCCCUCUCCAGCUCCUCCCUCCUCUGUAGGACACGAAGCUGGCUGUAGUGAGCUCUUGGACCCCUUCGAACCCCCACCUCCCACCCCCUUCGCGAAGCUCCUAGCUUCCUCUCUAGGGCUAGGACUAUAAACCUCUCCAGUCUUCCUGGAAGGUAACCAGAAGCAGCCGCCGGGAAGAGACAAGCAGCCGCAGCCGCCACUAGGCCCCGCCCAGCAGCAGCAGAGCAAGGCCGCGCCCGGGACCGCUGCAGAGCGGGGGCUUCUGAUCAGCCUUUUCCAGGUGUGCAACCCUAGCCGCCUUCGCAGCCGGAACUUUCUCCUUCCGGUCCUCUGUUAAGGGAGCAGCCAUGCCGGUAACAGUAACUCGUACAACCAUCACGACUACAACGUCAUCCUCCACCACUGUGGGGUCCGCUCGGGCGCUGACCCAGCCGCUGGGCCUCCUCCGCCUCCUGCAGCUAAUAUCCACCUGUGUGGCUUUCUCGCUGGUGGCCAGUGUGGGUGCCUGGACAGGGCCCAUGGGUAACUGGGCCAUGUUCACCUGGUGUUUCUGCUUUGCUGUUACCCUCAUCAUCCUGAUUGUGGAGUUAGGUGGACUCCAGGCCCACUUCCCCCUGUCAUGGCGAAACUUCCCCAUCACCUUUGCCUGCUACGCGGCCCUCUUCUGCCUGUCGUCUUCCAUCAUCUAUCCCACCACCUAUGUGCAGUUCCUAGCUCAUGGACGUACCCGGGACCAUGCCAUCGCUGCCACCACUUUCUCCUGCGUUGCCUGUUUGGCGUAUGCCACUGAAGUGGCCUGGACCCGUGCAAGGCCCGGUGAGAUCACUGGCUAUAUGGCUACCGUGCCAGGGCUGCUCAAAGUUUUUGAGACCUUCGUAGCCUGUAUCAUCUUUGCCUUCAUCAGUGAGCCGCUCCUGUAUAAUCAGAAGCCAGCCCUGGAGUGGUGUGUGGCAGUCUAUGCCAUCUGCUUCAUACUAGCAGGGGUGACCAUCCUGCUCAACCUGGGGGAUUGUACCAACGUGUUGCCCAUCCCUUUCCCCACCUUCCUCUCAGGCUUGGCCUUACUCUCUGUUCUCUUUUACGCCACUGCCAUCGUCCUCUGGCCCCUCUACCAAUUUGAUCAGAGAUAUCAGGGCCAACCCCGCCGUUCAAUGGAUCCAAGCUGCACUCGUAGUAUUAGUUAUAUACAACCCAACACGGUGUGUUUCUGGGACCGACGACUGGCGGUGUCCAUCCUGACAGGUAUCAACCUGCUGGCAUAUGUGUCUGAUCUGGUGUACUCCACUCGUCUGGUGUUCGUCAAGGUCUGAGAUUGACAAGGGGCUCCCUUCCCCAUCUCUCCUUGCAGCCUCUUCAACCAGUUGAUUACCCAGGUGAUUGGUACCAUCCUGUUUUCUCAUCUCCCUCCCAUUUCCUCUUCCCUGUUAGAUAUGUAUAGUCUUCCUUAUUCCCCGUUUGCCUUUUCUAUCUCUUUCUUACCUUUCCUCUUCUGGUAUGCCUGUUUUACCCUUGAGCUGUGGCUCCACAGUUUGCCUCGUUCAUUUUUUUUCUAUCUCUAUAGUCUUUCCUGUGGGUUUUAUCACCUGCUUAUUUUCUUGGGAGCCCUAAGAAAUCUUGCUUUCUUUCCCUCACCCCUCAAAGGUGCUGGCCCCACACAUCCCACACUCCUUUACAGUUACCCACACUCUUUUGCAGUUCUUUACUCCAAGGGUCUCUUUAGGGGCCUCAUUGCCAAAGCAUGCCUGCCUGCCUGCCUGCCUUAGCUGUGCCUUAGUCUGUGUGUGUGUGUGUGUGUGUGUGUGUGUGUGUGUGUGUGUGUGUGUGUGUUAAGGGGAUUGGGAAGCAGGCCAUAUAAUGUACCUCUCCUUUAAAUUCAAAACAAAGCAAACAAAAUCCUGGAGGUCAGCAAUUCCCGGUGGCCAGAAGUCAGCAUUAUGCAGUCUCUGCCUCUACUUGUCACUCAACGUUGCACCAAAUUGGCUCUAGAUUUUUUUUACCAGGCUUACUGAAAGCCCACCACCUAGAGGAUAGAUACCCUAGAUGAAGCAAUGGAUGGGCACCUUUUCCUAAACGAUUCUCUGUGCUAUUUAAACAAACCCAACAAAAAUAUCCACAUGGUAUCUCUCUCUGUGUCUCUGUCCCUCCCCCCACCCCCAGGGUUUCUCUGUGUAGCCUUGGCUGUCCUGAAUUUGCUCUGUAGACGAGGCUGCCCUCUAACUCAAGAUAUCUGCCUGCUUAUGCCUCCCUGGUGCUGGGCUUAAGGGUGUGUGCCAUCACUGCCAGGCCACCCAUAUGGUCUUAAGACAACUCUGAAGUAUUUCUGAGCGUCAGUAAUGGCUGCUCGCUUAUCUCAGUGUUAAAAAUAACAAGGUCUGCUUUAGCAGGAAUGAGAAGAGAAGGAGCCUUUGCCGGCCUUAAAGGCAUUAAGAUCAUUAAGCUCAUCUUUUCCUUUUCUGAACACAAACAAAGCAAUCAACUAAAAAGCCCUUUUUUUUUUUUUAAUAGCUUUAGAGAUUUUCUUAAUGUGGCCCAUUCUGGUCUCAAACAUAAUUGUGUAGGUGAGGCUUCCAUUGAACCCUUGUCUUUCUGGCUCCACCUUCUGGGUGCUGAGAGUACAGAUAUACCACCAUACCCUCGUUGUGUAGCCCCGUUAAAGAGAGAAGGUCCUUAGACAUCUUUUCUUGGGCUACAGGGUAGGUUUGGGAGUAACAGGAUUGGAAUGGCUUGUGUGUGCUGUACAUGAACCCGGGUCCUCUCAUGUGCUGCUUGCUUCUUGCUGCUGCUUUCUGCUUCUUUGACAUUACUAGGUAUAUAUGGAUAAAUAAAUGUAUAAAUAUAUAUAUAUAUAUUUUAAUUUUCUGGAGCUUUGGGUUCCUGUAGCUCCUGCUGUCAGUCACCCUUUCCCACCCCUCACAUCCAUAAUGUUCUUUUUUUAAAAAACAAAAACAAAAAAAACCCUCAAUAUAAUGAUAA
Messenger RNA from Mus musculus (house mouse), 3004 nucleotides. RefSeq names its product myeloid-associated differentiation marker (gene Myadm). Gene Ontology annotation, cellular component: membrane; plasma membrane; membrane raft. The record is from RefSeq and is marked validated. Gene Ontology annotation, biological process: protein localization to plasma membrane raft; membrane raft organization; negative regulation of actin filament polymerization. The transcript has 3 exons. The coding region runs from base 379 to 1341 and encodes 320 amino acids. NCBI's taxonomy places the organism in Eukaryota, Metazoa, Chordata, Mammalia, Rodentia, Muridae.